Messenger RNA from Benincasa hispida (wax gourd), 1380 nucleotides. Its product is annotated as deSI-like protein At4g17486. Gene Ontology annotation, biological process: protein deubiquitination. The record is from RefSeq and is a predicted model, not a curated record. Lineage: Eukaryota; Viridiplantae; Streptophyta; Magnoliopsida; Cucurbitales; Cucurbitaceae. Gene Ontology annotation, molecular function: deubiquitinase activity.
UUCCCCAUAAUUGAUUGAUUAUGAUCUUGAAAUCCCAUAUUUCGUUGAGCCUUUUCAAUUCUUCCUUUUGAUUUUAAUUUCCAUUUCUCUCAUAAAGUUGAAGGGAUCGGGAUCGCUAAAAUACUUUCUCCGAUCUCUUUCAGCUCAUCCUCAUUGUCUCUCGGAUUCGACCAAUUCUCCUAAAUUCCUGUUCAAUUCGUCCCAUUUCGAUGUUUCUAGGGUUUACCCUUUGAAUGUUAGUUCAAUUUUCAAAAUCCCUCUUUGUUUGUGCAAAUUCUGGAUUUGCAGCUUCGUCUAUUCAGGUUUUUUCUUACGAAGAUUGGGAUCUUUCCGUUCUUUAUCUCAAUUUUCUCAGCAGCCAAACUGACGCUCAAGAUUUCUUGAAGGGUCUUUUGCGAAGAUGAUUAGUCUGUAAUCUUCGGCGUUAUUUUUCAAACCGGGCUGGCAAUUAGACACAAUGCGUCUGUUUCCGGUGAGAUCUAGCCCGGAUUUUACCGAGGACAAGGAUCAGGGCGGCAGUGCUUUGCUAUACCUUAAUGUCUAUGAUCUUACUCCUAUAAAUAACUAUCUCUAUUGGUUUGGGCUCGGAAUUUUUCAUUCGGGUAUUGAGGUUCAUGGUAUGGAGUAUGGCUUUGGAGCACAUGAAUAUCCUACAAGUGGGGUUUUCGAGGUAGAGCCAAAAAGUUGCCCUGGAUUUAUUUUCAGAAGGUCAGUGUUAUUGGGAAGCACUGAUUUGUCUCGUGCAGAAUUUCGAUCAUUCAUGGAGCACCUUUCUUCAGAGUACCACGGUGACACAUAUCAUUUGAUUGCCAAAAAUUGCAACCAUUUUACAGAAGAAGUUAGCAUGCGACUAACUGGGAAGCCCAUUCCUGGAUGGGUGAAUAGACUUGCCCGAUUAGGUUCAUUCUGCAAUUGUCUUCUUCCAGAAAGCAUUCAGAUUUCAGCAGUGAGACACCUUCCAGAUCAUCCAGCAUAUUCUGAUGACGACGAUGGGUCGGAAUCUCUUGCAUCUUCUACAUCAGCUAGGAGCGAAGAGGAGUCAGAUCAUCAUUUACUGAUGAGUCCCAAUGGCGAUGUAGCAUUUUUAAAAGAGAAAUCAGUGAAGCUAGCUAGAGAACCUGUUUAAUUCAUAUGUUCUUUGGUUUCAACUUCUUUGCCUUAAAUCAAUUUAUUGUUUGUAUUUGUGAAAUGUAGUAUUGAAUGUAUCAUUUGAUCAGGCCAAAAUACUUGAGAUCCUAACAUUUUAAGUGAUAUGAUGAUAAUAGCUUAGAGAUCUAUGCUGUGAGUAUCAUUUGGAAAAUGUUAAGGUGAAAAAAUAUAGCACCAAAGUUAUUGAAACUGUUAUCAUAUAUGUAAAAUAUCUGCAGAUUUCAGCACCAA